AACCACUUAUUGGGAAGAGCUUGUUUCUGUCUUCUGGAGGGUGAUAAAAUGGAUCAAGCUGAUGCACAGUUUCAUUUUGUGCUCAACCAGUCUCCAAAUAAUAUUCCAGCCCUUCUUGGUAAGGCAUGCAUCUCAUUCAACAAGAAAGACUAUAGAGGGGCCCUUGCCUACUACAAAAAGGCACUACGCACUAACCCAGGUUGUCCAGCUGAGGUUCGGCUGGGCAUGGGCCAUUGCUUUGUAAAACUGAACAAGCUGGAGAAAGCUCGCCUUGCAUUCAGCCGGGCACUGGAACUCAAUUCCAAAUGUGUUGGGGCUUUAGUUGGAUUGGCUGUUCUGGAACUCAAUAAUAAAGAGGCGGAUUCCAUAAAAAAUGGCGUCCAGCUGCUUUCUAGAGCAUAUACAAUUGAUCCUAGUAACCCUAUGGUGCUGAACCACUUGGCUAAUCACUUCUUCUUCAAAAAGGAUUAUGGCAAAGUCCAGCACUUAGCUCUUCAUGCUUUCCAUAAUACAGAAGUUGAAGCAAUGCAGGCUGAGAGUUGCUACCAGUUAGCCAGGUCUUUCCAUGUUCAGGAAGAUUAUGAUCAGGCUUUCCAGUACUACUACCAAGCAACACAGUUUGCUUCCUCUUCUUUUGUGCUACCAUUUUUUGGACUUGGUCAAAUGUAUAUUUAUAGAGGAGACAAGGAAAAUGCAUCACAGUGUUUUGAAAAGGUUUUGAAGGCCUACCCUAACAAUUAUGAGACUAUGAAAAUUCUUGGAUCUCUCUAUGCUGCUUCAGAAGAUCAAGACAAACGAGAUAUUGCGAAGGGUCAUUUGAAGAAGGUGACAGAACAGUACCCAGAUGAUGUAGAAGCCUGGAUUGAGCUAGCCCAAAUCCUAGAGCAGACAGAUAUACAGGGUGCUCUUUCUGCUUAUGGUACGGCAACACGAAUCCUUCAGGAGAAAGUUCAAGCUGAUGUUCCUCCAGAGAUCUUGAAUAAUGUGGGUGCUCUCCACUUUAGACUUGGAAACUUAGGAGAAGCAAAGAAAUAUUUCUUGGCAUCUCUUGACCGUGCUAAAGCAGAAGCUGAACAUGAUGAGCAUUACUACAAUGCUAUCUCAGUGACUACAUCCUACAACCUUGCCAGAUUAUAUGAAGCAAUGUGUGAAUUCCAUGAAGCAGAGAAAUUAUACAAAAACAUCCUAAGGGAACAUCCUAACUAUGUCGACUGCUAUCUGCGCUUAGGAGCAAUGGCUAGAGAUAAAGGAAACUUUUAUGAAGCUUCUGACUGGUUUAAAGAAGCACUUCAAAUCAACCAGGACCAUCCAGAUGCUUGGUCCUUAAUUGGCAAUCUUCACUUGGCCAAACAAGAGUGGGGUCCAGGACAGAAGAAAUUUGAAAGAAUAUUGAAGCAGCCAUCGACUCAGAAUGACACUUACUCUAUGCUGGCUCUGGGCAAUGUGUGGUUGCAGACUCUGCACCAGCCCACCAGGGACAGAGAGAAGGAAAAGCGUCAUCAAGAUCGUGCACUAGCCAUCUACAAACAAGUACUCAGGAAUGAUUCCAAAAACCUGUAUGCUGCUAAUGGCAUAGGAGCGGUACUGGCACACAAAGGAUAUUUCCGUGAGGCUCGUGAUGUUUUUGCCCAAGUGAGAGAGGCAACAGCAGAUAUCAGUGAUGUGUGGCUCAAUCUAGCACACAUUUAUGUGGAACAGAAGCAGUACAUCAGUGCUGUACAGAUGUAUGAAAACUGCCUAAGAAAAUUCUAUAAGCACCAGAACACGGAGGUGCUGUUGUAUUUGGCCCGAGCUCUCUUCAAAUGUGGCAAAUUACAAGAAUGCAAGCAAACAUUGCUGAAGGCUAGACAUGUGGCACCCAGUGAUACAGUUCUAAUGUUCAAUGUGGCCUUGGUGCUGCAGAGGCUGGCUACCUCUGUCCUGAAAGAUGAAAAAAGUAACCUGAAGGAAGUACUCAAUGCUGUGAAAGAGCUGGAGCUGGCUCACAGAUACUUCAGUUACUUGAGCAAAGUGGGAGAUAAAAUGAGAUUUGAUUUGGCACUUGCUGCAACUGAAGCCAGGCAGUGUUCUGAUUUGCUGAGUCAGGCUCAGUAUCAUGUGGCUCGGGCUCGUAAGCAGGACGAAGAAGAGCGGGAGCUGCGAGCGAAACAAGAGCAAGAAAAAGAACUACUGCGCCAGAAGUUGCUCAAAGAACAGGAAGAAAAACGCCUCAGGGAAAUAGAAGAACAAAAGAAACUUUUGGAACAGAGAGCACAGUAUGUGGAGAAGACCAAGAAUAUUCUGAUGUUCACUGGAGAAGUUGAAGUAUCUAAGGAGAAAAAACGUGGUGGAGCUGGCCGGCGUUCCAAACGUACUGGGGAAUUUGAUGAAUUUGUCAAUGAUGACAGUGAUGAAGAUCUCCCAGUGUCUAGAAAGAAAAAGAGGAGAAAGGGUAGCGGUAGUGAACAAGAUGGUGAGGAAGAAGAGGGGGAGAGAAAGAAAAAGAAGCGACGAAAACCCCAAAAGGCAGGUGAUGGUACUGAUGAUGAUGAAAAUGAAAGUGCACCCAGACCUAAAAAACGUCGCCCAGCAAAGACUGAAAGGAAAAAAGCACCAAAGCCAGAACGACUGCCUCCUUCAAUGAAGGGUAAAAUCAAAUCUAAAGCCAUCAUUUCAUCAAGCGAAGACUCAUCUGAUGAAGAUAAGCUCAAGAUUGCUGAUGAUGGGAAUGCCAGGAACAGCAACAGUGAUUCAGAUGAUGCAGAGCAACCACGCAACAAACGCGUCAUGUCUGACAGUGAUUCGGACAAUAGCAAUAAGUCUGGCAGUGAAGGGGGCAGUCCCAGGCGAUCCAGCGCCCGCCCUUCUGAUGAAGAUUCAGACAGUGAUGGGUCAGCAAGAAAGAGGAGGCGAUCCGAAUCUGAGCAGUCUGACAACGAAUCUGUGCGCUCAGGGAGAAGUCCGUCUGUGCGCUCGGGGAGAAGUCCGUCUGUGCACUCAGGGAGAAGUCAGUCUGUGCAGUCAGGGAGAAGCCACUCAGGUGGUUCUGAGAAUGAAUCUCGCCCAGCUUCUCACAGUGCUGAUUCUGACAGAGAUUCUGACAGAGCAUCUGAUCAUGGGGGCUCAGGUAACGAGUCUGAGCCAGAGGCAUCCAACAAUGAAGGAUCUGAACGCGGCUCGUACGGCGGAUCAGAUGACAGUGAUUAGAUUUCAGUUGCAACCUCUUUAUUAACUGCUUUGUAAAUAUAUUUUGGUUCGAGAGGGUGAGGGGAAGAGGAGGGUAUCCAUAUUUUAUAUUUGAAAACUGUGAUUUAAAAACCUGGACAGCUAUGUUUUAGGGAAAAGUAUAUAUUAAAAAAGCUGAAACAUUUCCUAUAACAUUUUUUCUACUUGCUAGGGUUCAUCUACAGUAUCUAAUUUAAUUCUGUACUUUGAGGUCAAUGUGCUGUAUUGGGGGUUAAGAAGCUUACUUUAUCAGAGUGCACAUAAGAUCUGAAGAAACAAAAUACCAAGAUAGUUAUCCUGCAUCCAGAUACGUUUGCUUAAGACCUUCUGGAACAAAUGGUACUUAAGCAAAUUUAACUGAGUGGAAGGCGGUAGCUCAUGCUGUCUUGCCUGGUCUGA
Zootoca vivipara (common lizard) is the source of this 3603-nucleotide messenger RNA. The record is from RefSeq and is a predicted model, not a curated record. Lineage: Eukaryota; Metazoa; Chordata; Lepidosauria; Squamata; Lacertidae.